AUGGCCCUGAGACAGUAUGUGAUGCUCCGCACGCUGGGGGAGGGCGGCUACGGCAAGGUCAAGCUGGCGCUGCACCUCCGACGGGCACGGAGGUGCGGGUGCCUGGGGGAGAUGGAGGUGCGCCGCCUAUUCCGGCAGAUCCUGGCCGCGCUCAGCCACUGCCACGCCCAUGGCGUGGCACACCGGGACCUGAAGCCGGAGAACCUGCUCCUGGACUGGCACCGAAACAUAAAACUAGCAGACUUCGGGCUCAGUGCCCAGUUCUCCGGGGCGGCGCUGCUCAAGACCCCCUGCGGCAGCCCGGAGUUCGCGUCCCCCGAGCUCUUCUGUCGCCAGGAGUACAGUGGCCCUGCGGCGGACGUCUGGAGCCUGGGGGUGGUCCUCUACGACAUGGUCACCGGGGAGCUGACCUUCGAGGGCAACAGCUUCGGGGAGCUGCGGGCCAGGGUGCUGAGCAGCAUCUACCACGAGCCGCACUACCUCUCCCAGCAGAACCGGGACUUAAUGAGGAAGAUGAUGACGCUCGACCACCAGAGCCGUAGCACCCUGGACAGCGUCAUCCAGCACCCCUGGGUGGGGCUACCCAAUGGACUCUCGCCUGCCGUGAGCCGUCCCUGGGCCGGCACAAGGCCGCAAUAGAAAC
This is a messenger RNA of Talpa occidentalis (Iberian mole), 643 nucleotides long. RefSeq names its product probable serine/threonine-protein kinase MARK-A. Gene Ontology annotation, biological process: protein phosphorylation; intracellular signal transduction. The record is from RefSeq and is a predicted model, not a curated record. Gene Ontology annotation, cellular component: cytoplasm. Gene Ontology annotation, molecular function: protein serine/threonine kinase activity; ATP binding. The transcript is spliced from 2 exons. Bases 1 to 639 code for a protein of 212 amino acids. NCBI's taxonomy places the organism in Eukaryota, Metazoa, Chordata, Mammalia, Eulipotyphla, Talpidae.